Cydia strobilella is the source of this 1610-nucleotide messenger RNA. Its product is annotated as lysocardiolipin acyltransferase 1-like. Gene Ontology annotation, cellular component: endoplasmic reticulum; endomembrane system. Gene Ontology annotation, molecular function: acyltransferase activity. Lineage: Eukaryota; Metazoa; Arthropoda; Insecta; Lepidoptera; Tortricidae. The record is from RefSeq and is a predicted model, not a curated record. Gene Ontology annotation, biological process: phosphatidylinositol acyl-chain remodeling. The transcript is spliced from 7 exons. The coding region runs from base 255 to 1412 and encodes 385 amino acids.
UUCAGAAGGUGUUGUCUAAUACGGUUUAGUGGAGUCACGUAGGGGUUCUAAUACAUGCAUCGGCAGGGCUUCUGGCCUGUUAUUGACAACGCUUACACGCGACAUAUUCACAAGCUUGCAGGAAAUAAUUUGAUCCCUGAAUACGUCUAGUGAUUACGAAUUUCGAAAUCUUGUUAUACUGGAAAGCAAGUCACAGGUGGGACAAGCUGAGAUGUGAAUGGAUAGGCUGUUCGGCGCUGCCAGUGAGCGGCGCCAUGGCGCCCGGGCUGCUCCUCUGUGCUGCAUGGUAUUACACCAUACUAGCUGGAUUCUAUAUCUUGUACUGUCCGGUCAUGUAUCUAAUGUUCUUCAAUCACAAACUAUAUAGGAAGAUUGUUGAUGUCCUUUUUGCGUUAUGGGAAUUGUAUCCAGUGGCGCUUUUCCAAUGGUGCUCUAACGCGGAAAUGCAUCACUAUGGUGAUUACGUAAAUCCGGAUGAAAGGACCAUCAUUGUUAUGAACCAUCGCACACGAGUGGACUGGAAUUAUGUUUGGAUAGCAUUGUACCACGCUACUCAAAGCGGUAUCGAGUGUGCAUGUAAAAAGAAACCUAAUGCAGAAACUACAGAGUGCCAUAUACUGGAUGUCGGUGGACGAUCUAAGAUCAAGUUCGUAUUAAAGGACGAGCUAAAGGCCGUUCCCGGAAUGGGCUGGAUAAUGCAGCUGAACUUUUUCCUAUACGUCAAGAGGAAUUGGCGCGAGGAUCAGCUGAGCCUGGCGCAGUUCGUAGCCUACUACAAGAGACUGAGCUGCCCCUGUCGAAUAGUGCUGUUCCCGGAAGGAACGGACUUGAGCGAGGAGAAUAAACGACGCAGCGAGAGAUUCGCAACAACACAUAACUUGCUAUUGUACGAGUACGUGCUUCACCCCCGCACCACAGGGUUCGCAGCGCUGUGCUCACGGCUCCGCGGUGCCGGGCUCGCGUCUGUAUAUGACGUCACCGUAGCGUACGAUGUCCCCGCGCAGACCGAGGCCGACCUGCUGCGAGGGCAUAUGCCGAAACACAUCUACUUCCACUUUAAGCGCUACGCCAUUGACGAUCUUCCACUCGAAGACGAUAUGCUCAAGUCAUGGCUGAAUGACCGUUGGCGCGAAAAAGAAACCAGUUUACGGAAAUUCCAUAAAAACGGCCAGUUCGUAGACAGCACAACUAAGGAGCCUACCGCGGAGCGGCCGCCGCGCUCCCUCCACGUGGCGCUGCUCGGGUUCAUCUUCUGGCUGCUAGUCGACGCUCUGUUCGCCUACGCGCUGCUCACAAACGUCCUGUUCCGCUUCUGGGUCCUCUAUCACACACUCUUAUUUAUAUUCGUUACAUGGUACUUCGGCGGGUUUCAAAACAUUCAAUAUAAACUAUCCGAAAGUCUAAAGGUGUAGCAAGUCUAUUAUUUCAUUAGGUAAAAAUGAGAUGUGUAAAUUAAGAAAAGUUGUGUAGGUACUUAAAUUAUAUUCUGUGAAUUCUCAUUAUAUGCCAAAGAUUGUACCUACUUAUUUAGGAAUAUACAUUAACCAUUCCAUUAUCACAUACGUACAUAUUUUAAGAUUAUAAAUGCUCAAUAAAUUAGAUAUCACAUU